AUGAGUAGCAACGAUACUCUAACCUUCAUCAACGGCCUAACGAGCUUCUACGGUUCUCGAGCCAACGAAGUUCAAGACGCAUUGGUGGCUUCUAGAGUUCAUAUUGUGCGCUAUACGACCCUUGAGCGACAGCAGAAGCGGUACGGCAGGCAGGAGAGAAUUAGGGGCCACGUUGUGCGACCACGCAGCGGCCAUGGAGAGCUGCAUGAACUGACACACAACCCGGCGCCGGUAGAUUAUGCGCUCGCUCUCGAAAUGCACGAGCUCUGGUGUGCCUAUUGCCAAAAGAUAAUGUGCCUGGACCAAAAAGCAUUCGCGACAGUCGAUUUGCAUGGUGCACGGAUCAGGGUGCUUCGUUCAUCCAUGCCGUCAUACGUUGGAGUUGAAGGCAUAUGUGUCCGAGAUACUGCUGCGACUAUGGAGCUUGUGACCGAGGCCAAUAAACACGUCUUCGUGCCUAAGGCGUCCGUAGAUGUUGGCCUUUUUCUACCAAAUGGAUCGACUGGCAUGGUGUACCUGGUUGGGAAGCUCCUCCGAAGAAAAGGAAACAAGAAAGUCAAACGAUUUGACACAGAGCUUGACGGCCGCAUUACAUAG
This is a messenger RNA of Giardia duodenalis, 597 nucleotides long. Its product is annotated as putative Ribonuclease P protein subunit. Gene Ontology annotation, cellular component: ribonuclease MRP complex; ribonuclease P complex. Bases 1 to 597 code for a protein of 198 amino acids. The record is from RefSeq and is a predicted model, not a curated record. Gene Ontology annotation, molecular function: ribonuclease P RNA binding. Gene Ontology annotation, biological process: tRNA 5'-leader removal; rRNA processing. Lineage: Eukaryota; Fornicata; Diplomonadida; Hexamitidae. The transcript has a single exon.